Messenger RNA from Knipowitschia caucasica, 2802 nucleotides. Lineage: Eukaryota; Metazoa; Chordata; Actinopteri; Gobiiformes; Gobiidae. The record is from the annotation of a GenBank genome assembly.
AUGUCGCACUGUGGGUGUGUUUCCAUGUUCUUCAUCAUUAAUUUUACGCAUCUUCUUCACAACCUCCAGAUCCUACAUCCAGGAGAUACUUUCACUCCGAUCGACAAGGAAUCCACGAGAGAUUCAACAAACUCAACUCAAAGCGCAAAGAGAACAGGUUCCAGAAUGACUUUGGGAUUCAUUGUUUUGAGCCUUCUGCUGCUGCCGACAGCAGUGACGGCGUUUCGUGUGGACCGAGAAAUCACAUACAAUCACCAGGAGAUUACAAAGAGAGCAAUCUUCGAAGUGACGGUAGAAGUGUGUCGCAGUGUGGCCGAGUCCAAUGGAAAAGCCUUCACUUUCCCAACCAAGCCUUACACUGUGGAGAGCGUGGCGGCAGCGUGUGACAUUAUGGACGGACUCAAGGCGUUCCACGAAAGCGUGAAGUCGAUCCUGAAUGUCAACAUUAAACUGGACAAAAGUGGACAGUUUGAAUCCAGCGGCCAUCACUUUCACAACGAGAUGUUCAACGCAGGACGUGACAUCAUCGCGGCGGGAUUAACAGCGGUGAAGGCCAACAACAAGAAAGGGAACGUGGAGACGGCCAAGCAGCAGCUGGGGAAAAUCACCCACACUCUGCAGGAUUUCUACAGUAACAGCAACUGGAUAGAACUCGGCAUGACAAGUCCAAAUGCUGAACUGCUGAAUGGAAAUGGCAACGUAGGAACUGUGGCAGCUCUGUCACAAGCCACAUGCAGAAACUGUAUUGGACAAUGUACCAACAACAUCUUAAACAACAUCAUCAAAGAUAAAAUCCUCACCUCCGGCUACUACACUGUGGCACCGGAUACCUCCAAACCCGCAGGAAAGUGCAGCAAUGGAAGCCCUAUGGAUGCUUCAAGGACAGUGAGCCCUACCGGAGGCAUCAACAAGGACACACCAGUUUCCAGUCACGGUCACCUCCACGAAGAAGCCGCAAACAUGGCUAUUUCGGCCACCGUCCAGCUCCUACAGGAUAUCCGAGCAGCAAGCGGAGAUGAAAACUUUUUACGGAUGAUUGGAGCCACGUCUGGGAAGCCUCUGGUCUUUGCCAUUGACACCACCGCUAGCAUGACGCAGGAUAUCAAGGCAGUGCAAGUUAUGACCGACACCAUUAUAAGCAACUCCAAAGCCGGGCUACAAGCAGAGCCUUCGGUGUACGUUCUGGUCACUUUCCACGACCCAGACCCCGCAACCAUUUUCAAAACUACAGAUUCUAAGGCGUUCACGGAUAAACUUGCUCAGUUGGUUGCGUCUGGUGGUGGCGAUAGAGAUGAAAACUCUCUCACAGGCCUGGAGGUGGCUCUGACAGGUGCUCCUCCUGGUUCAGACAUAUUUAUGUUCACCGAUGCUGGCGCCAAAGAUAAAAGCAAGAAAGACAGUGUCAUGGCGUUGCUUGAGCAGACCAAGUCCACGGUGAACAUUGUGUUGACUGGGAACUUCGUGGAUGUGACGGAGUACAAAGCCAUAACUCAAGCUUCAGGCGGACAGUUGCUCUCGGUGCCAGUGAGCGACCUGGGAAAAGCCGCCGACCUCGUGUUUGACUCGUCCUCGGCCUCUUCUAUGGUCACACUUUUGGAUGAAACUAGAGAAUCAGGAAAGUCUGAAAACUUUACUUUCAUGAUGGACGAGACGACCAAAGACGUAAUGAUUUACGUCACUGGACCAGUCACUAGUGUCGAGUUUGUCGAUCCAUCAGGAGAUAAAACAGGAGAUGUAGUCGACACAAGUUCGAUCGUGGGAAACUUCAGAAGAAUCCACUUGAAAGAAGAAGUUGGAGAAUGGGAAAUGAGAGUAAAGUCUAAUUUCCCGUACACCGCCAAGAUUGUCGGGGACAGUCCAUUGGAUUUCAUCUACGAUAUCAUGGGACCAGCUCAGGGUCCUCUCGGAGGCACAGUUGCUCAAACCAAUCGUCCCAAAGCAGGCGAGAAAGCUAACGUGGAGCUGACACUGAUUGGGAGCGAGACUGCGACAGUGACCGAGGUGUUGCUGCUAACUCCAAAUGGAACUGUUGAAGGCAAAGUCACCAGUUUGGGGAACAAAGAAUACUCAGUGGAGUUUGAUCCGAUGCCAGCGGGAGAGAGUCGUCUGCUCGUGAAGGGAAAGACAGGCCAGGGCUCCUCCAAAACCUUUCAGCGACUUUCCCCUGCGAAAAUCAUGACCUCCUCCAUCUCUGUGAUUGCUGAAGAGUCGAGCGGCCUGAUUGAACCCGGCGCGUCAGUAAAAAUGCCGUUCACCAUCUCCAGCCCCAAAAAAGGAGCCUACACGAUAAAGGCGUCCAACAACAAAGGGUUCCCCAUGACUUUCCCGACGCGGCUGGAGAUGGUCGGAAGCAGCAUCGGAGGCGAAGUCGUCCUCUCUGCCCCGAGUCUGGCUCAGUCCGGCUCCGAGGUCACCGUCACCAUCUCCGUGGAAGACGAAGGGAAAACAGAGAUGAACUACGCCAUCAGCAGCUUCACCGUGCAGAGAAAGGUAACAGACUUCACCAAACCAGUCUGUGAGAAGAUCAGUCAGACCAGCUGCCCCGAGAGCUGCUCCUCCUCCACGUGGGAGGUCAAAGUCCGAGUCACAGACGGCGAAGGCCUGGUGACCACCUCCCUCGCUCUGGGCAACGGGACCAUGACUCAUUUGCCGGGGUCAGACACGGUCACCUGCGUCACGUCCUGCUGUACGAAGGAAGUGGAGAUAGUGGCGGUGGAUAGCGUAGCUAACGACAGCAGCGGUGAUGGCGCAAAGAAAAGCCCAAACUACCUCGAAGUGUUGGUGUUGUGUACCCCAGUGUAA